AUGGAGCAGGCUCGGAGCAAACCUGCUUCCACCGUCUAUCCAUGGAUGGACACUGAACAUGUCACCGGGCACUUGAGGAAAUGUUUCAAAUUUGUUUAUGACAAAGUCAAGUUACUGAACGGCCGGGUGGACGGCAUGGAAGCGCAAAUGACGCAUCUCAAACAGCUUGUCGAAGACGUUAAGACAAAGUCCGAAGCGGAUAACCAAGGACUGAAAGGCGAUAUUGAUGCUCAGAAGGCGCAGAAUCAGCAGCUGCGAAACGAACUGGAUGCUGAGAGGGAUCGAAAUCAGCGACUAGAGACUACGAUCAAGGAUUCACAACAGUCGAUCACCCGAAUUGAUCAAAAGUCACAUGAGAUCUCCAACCAGUUCUGUGCCCAGAAGACUAUCACUGCCGCAAAUUUCCAAAGGACAGAUCGACUUGUGUCAGAAUCCAUGCAGCGGAUCAAGUCGCUGGAACGGUCUGGCAAUACUUACAGUCAGAGCAUUGUCGAACUGAGAAACGACAUGGAAGAUCGCUUCGAGACAGCAGUGGUUCAUACCCAAGAAGGCUUGCGUCACAACAAAACCGCCUGGAUCAAAGGUCUAGAACUCCUCAGAACCGAGACGGCGGAAAAGCUCGCCACUACGACAGAUCACUUCUCCACCGCUAUUGAUACCGUGCAAGCACAAUCCCGCGAGCAUACGGAAGCGUUCGAAAAAACAGCUCUGGUUCUGGACCGUAACUCCCAGCGUAUCGACGAGCUCGAAAAUGCGAUAGAAGAGCCACAGUUUCUGGAAGGCAUGAACCACCGCGUCGAAGAGCUUGAGAAUGCGGUGGAAUCACAUGAUGCGGCACUGCAAGCUUCUCAGGCCCUAGUUACCAGACUCGAUUCCCUAGAUGCCCGCCUGGGCGUGUCGGAAGUCGCUCUCCUCUCCGUUCGAACGCCGACAUCGACCCCUCCGACUGCCACGACAGCUACCGCGGCUCUCGACGAUCUUCGGAACAAGGUUGACGCAACCUACUUACAGAUGAAGAAUGAACUUGCCUCAUUGGUGAAUUGCAAAGAGCGACUUGUCGCAUUGGAAAAGCCCCGCGGUACCGCUGCAUCUCGCAAACUUGACAAUAGGAUCUGCGUAUUGGAAGAGAACUACACCAAGAUCCGCAACGAUCAUCCAGAAAUGACCGCCAAGUGUGUUACCCACGAGCAGUUUGCUGCAGCAAGGGAAUCCCUUGCUGCCUCCCUCCACACGACGAUUCGAAACCACCGGGACGAGGUAAACCACGAGAUGGCGUAUAAUGCUGGGGUGCUGAAUGAGCGAUGGGGUGGGCACUUACAAAACAUAGAGGCCUCUCUCAAGAGGGUUGUUAAGGACGACGUAUUCCCCGUGAGUACCUAA
This is a messenger RNA of Alternaria viburni, 1380 nucleotides long. RefSeq lists its product as uncharacterized. Lineage: Eukaryota; Fungi; Ascomycota; Dothideomycetes; Pleosporales; Pleosporaceae. Bases 1 to 1380 code for a protein of 459 amino acids. The record is from RefSeq and is a predicted model, not a curated record. The transcript has a single exon.